Molecule: messenger RNA, 1047 nt
Organism: Spodoptera littoralis (African cotton leafworm)
Lineage: Eukaryota; Metazoa; Arthropoda; Insecta; Lepidoptera; Noctuidae
Source: the annotation of a GenBank genome assembly
AUGUGGACUCUUCUAGUAGUUGUUACAUGUUGUGUCAGCACUGUGCUGCCGGCCAAACAUUUGCCCAAAUGGAAGAAGCAGACGGUACGUAUUCGACAGGCGUGUGAGCUGCCGGCAGUGCAGAGUGAGCACAGCCACUACAUCUGCGAUGACAAAGGGGAGCCAAAGUGCCUGCCUGGCUGGCAGGGAGACCUCUGCGAUGUGCCUAUUUGCAAGAAAGGAUGUGAUCCUUUGCAAGGAUACUGCAAGCGCCCAGGCGAGUGUCGCUGCAAGCUAGGUUUCUACGGCGACCGCUGCAACAAGUGCAUCCCCCUGCCUGGCUGUCAGCACGGCUACUGCAAUGAGUCCUUCGAGUGCAUCUGCAAGGAGGGAUGGGACGGACUGUUCUGCUCUGAACCGAUUUGUCGGUCUGACUGUCACGCGACUCGAGGUUUCUGCGAUUCACCUGGGGAGUGCCGAUGCAAGCUGGGCUGGGCGGGGCCAACGUGUCGCUCGUGCCAGCAGCUGCCGGGGUGCCAACAUGGCUACUGCGACAAGCCACUAGAGUGCAAGUGUCUGCCGGGAUACACUGGCCUGCUGUGUCAGACUCCUAUCUGCGCCUCUGGGUGUCACGCUGAGCGUGGUUACUGCCGCCGUCCUGGCGAGUGUCGCUGCAAGGUGGGCUGGACCGGCGCCUUCUGCGGCGAGUGCCACCCGUACCCUGGCUGCGUGCACGGCACCUGCAACAAACCCUGGGAGUGUCUGUGCGAACCUGGCUGGGGAGGCAUGCUUUGUGAUGAAGAACUGAACUACUGCGAGAAGAACCCAGACACGUGCCAGAAUGGUGGUAAAUGUAUAUCUCUGGAGUCUGGCGACGGAUUCUUCAAGUGUUACUGUCAGCCUGGCAUCACGGGCAAGCGUUGUGAGAUCGUGCCCGAAAUCGCUACACCGGCCAACGCUACAGUGACCGAAGAAACGAGUUCGGAAAAUCUGACCGUGGUCGGAGUUGAGACUUCCUCAGAAGUGGGGAGUACAGAACCCAACAGUGGGGAUAAUGAGACUGAGUGA